Vigna angularis (adzuki bean) is the source of this 1075-nucleotide messenger RNA. RefSeq lists its product as uncharacterized. The record is from RefSeq and is a predicted model, not a curated record. Gene Ontology annotation, molecular function: mRNA binding. The transcript is spliced from 6 exons. The coding region runs from base 122 to 856 and encodes 244 amino acids. NCBI's taxonomy places the organism in Eukaryota, Viridiplantae, Streptophyta, Magnoliopsida, Fabales, Fabaceae.
AUAUUUCAAAUUAAUUAAAUUGGCAUAACCCAAAUAGAAGAACCCUAAGAAGUCCAAACGCUGUUUCGAGUCCAAUUUCUCGUUCCCUCUGCAUUGUGGAAUUCGAUCGGAGUUGCGAUCAAUGACGACACCGCCGUCUUCCUCAUCAGCUUCGCAAUCGCAGUUUGCCUAUUCAAACCCUUCCUAUUUUCCCGUUCCCUUUCACCUGCAGCAACCUGCAACUACUCAUUACGCUGCACCCUACGUCGCCGCCCCCUCCGUGCAAAUCCCCGCUCCUCCCGUCGUCGGUCCGGUUGCGCCGGCGCCGGUUCCCGCUGUAUACUCCGCCGUGCCGCAAUACCAGGCGCAGCAGCUAUUUGAAAGGGAUGCACAGAUAAUUACGCCGGAGGCUCUUGAGAAUGUUAAGGCAGCGAUUGCGAGCAGCGACGUGGAACACAAAACCGAUGCCAAAAGGAAAGCGGUUCCUCGCAAAGCUGCUGGCCAAUCGUGGGAGGAUCCCAUCCUCGCUGAGUGGCCAGAAGAUGACUAUCGGCUCUUCUGCGGUGAUCUUGGUAAUGAAGUGAAUGAUGAUGUUCUUUCAAAAGCUUUUUCCCGAUUUCCUUCCUUUAACAUGGCACGAGUUGUCAGAGAUAAGCGUACUGGUAAAACUAAGGGUUAUGGAUUUGUGAGCUUUGCCAAUCCUUCUGACCUUGCUGGUGCUCUUAAAGAAAUGAAUGGAAAAUAUGUUGGCAAUCGGCCAAUAAAACUACGCAAGAGUAAUUGGAAGGAGAGGACUGAUUAUGAAGCACUGGAGAAACAGAAGAAUCACAUUCAAAAGAAACCAAAAUUGUCCAGGAAAGGUGUGCUGCACAAGUAAAAAGGGCCAGAAUCUGUGUAAAUCAGGUUACCAACUUACCUAAGUAAAACGGUGUUUACAAAAUGCUAUUUGUCUUUUCAUAUGAAAUGUGGUCUACUUAAGGGCCUCCCAUUCAGAUAUUUAUUUCCAAGGAACUCCAUGCAGUGGGAUGAGGAAUUAAACUCAAUGUAUAAAAUUUGACUUCUGCAUAUUUUAAUGAAAAAUCUUAGAUUGUGUACA